GGGCACGGAGCUCUGCACCAUCUCUGCCUGAAAGACCGAGGAAUCCUGGUGGGGGGCUCCGUAACUGCCGUUUCUUUCAGACACCAGACAACCUGCCGGUCCAGCUAUGAAGACAGAGCAGAGCUGUGUGGAGACACUCCGAGGGGUCAAAGAUCUGCUCCAAAAACCGGCGCACGGGGAGGAGGAUGCCCCGGAGAGACAAGACGAAUGCAAAUACGUUGAUUUGGAGUUAGUGUACGUGAACACAGGCGGGACAAAACCGGAGAGAGACUGUCGCUUUGGUGAAGAAAACCAAAUGUCUGUCGUUGUUAAGAGCAGCGGCGCCGGAGCUUCGCGCGCAACGGAACCAAACAUUGAGUUGGCGAUUAAAAACAAUAUUGAAACUAACAAUAACGAGGAUAAUGGAGUUGGGAAAUGUGCAGAAGAUGUCAAGCAUGGUCCCUCUGAUUCACCUCCUUCAUCACAUGUCCCUUGUCUUAACGCAAAGUCAGAGGAUUGUCUCAAAUCAGGGGAAAGAAGCGAGCGCGCCACAACGCAACCCGAGGUGUCCAAAAAAGAGGACAACAAAAACACAGAAAGAGAUGAGUUACACUGUGGUGAUAAUUAUCUGAGCGGGAGAAGUGAGUCGUAUGAUUAUGAGGAGGAUGAUGUUAGUUUGGUGCUUUCCGACGACUGUGUCCUGUGCAUGCCGCAGGAUGAGUCCCAUUACAUCACAACGCACGAGAUCCAGCUCUCGGAGCUCUCUGACCAUGAGGAGGGCUACGGCCUCGGGGCGGGCUCAUCCAGCUGGGACAUUGAGGAUGACAACCAGGUGUACUCGUUUGUCGAUUACGCUUCUUUCGCCGGUGAUGGAGCGGUGGGGGAGAGGGGGGACGGCGGCCAGCCUCGCCCUCAGGGCGCAGCAGCAGUCAGCACUCUGCUUGAAAGUGAUCUGUGCGACGCGGCCAAGUUCACCAGUUCAGAUGAGAGUGUGUCAAAGCCACAGCAGCACCAGCAGUGCAGGGGCAGCAGUGCGGGGCAGAUCCACCUGUCAAUCAGAACCACUUCUCGAGCUAUAAAUGACCCUAGCAACAUCCAAGAACAGGGAAAUAUCAUUUAUCAUGCAAGGCGCUCCGGGGACAUGAGUCGCUAUGUGUUCAGGGGAGUUGAUGGGAAGGCAGAGACGUUGUGUGACAGGGCCAAGUGUUUCAUAGCCGCGCCCGGACGCUUACAUUUUGGCCGCAAAUUGAGGGGAAAAGAGGUGACUGAGUAUUCCAGCGGUGCGUCCAGCGCUGUCAGCGAGCUGGACGACGCUGACAAGGAGGUGCGCAACCUGACGGCCAAAGCCUUCAAGAGCCUGGCUUAUCCUUACUUUGAUGCCAUUAAUUUCAGCACCUCCAGCGAGUCAUCUGCAUCAGAGCAUGGCAAAGGGAUAAACAGGUGGUCCACGUUUGUCGACCUGAAAUAUGGCAAUAUGUCACGGGGACUGGACCAAAGUGUUGUUUCCCAUCAAAACUCAACGGCCUCAUUUGAAAUAGCCAAAAAUAUAGACAACAGAGGUUAUAAGGGCAUUGCACUGGCAAGCAUCAAACCGCCCACCAGCAAGAUCUUCACUCUGAAUGGCAACCCCCACAGCGCAUCCACACAGUCAUCUACACAGCAGAUAGAGCUGAUGGGAGAAUUCAGUCAGGGCCACAGUGGAGUGAUUAGACUCACAGAGACUCUGAAUUUUCGUUGCAAUGUCAAAUCGGGAAUGUCUGGGGGUGAAAGACACACUAACUUUGCACAAAAUGCUGCAGGAUCACGUUCCACAGAUGAAGUUACCAACAGUUUGCCAAGCGGCCAGAGGAGAGGGGCCAGCAAGUCGCCUUCUAAAACCAUGGAAGACACACACAAGAAAGCCAUAUUCGCCUCGAGUCUGAUCAAAAAUGUGAUUUCUAAGAAGAUGCAGUUCGAGCAGGAGCGCAAGAUGGAAAGAGGGGAGAUAAGCGAGCCGCACCCGACGCAUUCUCCGUGCUGCGUGCACCAGGAGAGUGACAGCCACAGGGAGAAGGGCAGCAGGGAGCUGCACAGACAGUGCUCCAGGUUUUCUGAGGGCAGCUCUGACUAUACCAUAAUGUGCGUGGAUGAAUUAGGGGACAUAUUGGACAGCGGCUCAUGUGAUACCAAAAGCGACUCUCGAAAACAAGACACGGCUGCUCCAAUCAGAGAACCAGAAACUAAUUUGAAACCGGCAAAGGAAGCUGGAAUCGAUACUAAAAAAGGUGCAUUGGAAGCGUCCAAAAGCACACUGCUUCGCAGCCAAAAUAGCGCAUUCAGAUGCUGGAAGGACGAGGAGCUAGAGUUUCAAAAGGAUAAUAAAAACGAUCAAACUCCGGAGACGUCGGCUUCAGCUAACGAGGACGACGGCGAGGGGGAUCAUUACUCAGCGGGCAACGGCAAACUGACUAAAAUGUCCCAUUUGUUUGUGCCAAGCAUUCAACUGCUGUCCAGUGACAGAGUAGUCGGACAGCAGCUGCAGAGCAGGAAUUAUCCUCCAUAUGGAGAUAGAGGAGGGAUACAACUGCGCUCUGACAACACCUUAUACAUCGCAGGCUCCAGGAAUGUGGCUACAUCUAAAUCUCCGGAAAUUAAAAUUAAUUUAAGGAGCGUCAGAGACAAUAAAACGGAGCCGUUUGGCGUUUCAAAACUGCGCGCUCCUAAUAUAGGCUGUAACGCAGCCAGCCUCAUCAGAACAGAUGACUUCAAAUGCCAGGCGCUGGCUACAGCUUUGAAGGGUGAGUCGUCAGAUAAAGUGCCGCAUUUCAUGGUUAGAGACAUCAGAGAUAAUAAAGGAAAGCUACAGACGCCCAUACACCAAGUGAGAGACGUGCGUAAAUUGGUUAAAAGUUCCUAUCACUUUGUUUCUUUGGAUAAUAACGAAAAUAAAUCCAACUUUUCAUCUGCUGACAGCCAUUCAGAGCAGAAGAAGCAAAUGUCUUAUCGAAAUCCUAAUUCUGUGUCCCCUAUAGUGAUCAAAUUUCAGUCUGUGAAUACAAAUAGUAACGGAAAAUAUUUUGAAAAUCUUACUGAGUUAUCUAAAGUGGAGCCGUUGGACGUGGGCAGAUCGUCUCCAGCAGGCGCUAAAAAUGCUCCACUGCAAAGAGCCGCAGGAAGAGCACCCAUAUGUAACUCCAAUAAUUCCUCAGAUGGAGUCAUUGGAUUGAGAAUUGAAAGCAGAACAGCUUCAAACGCGCAGGAAAAAAUAUCAGACAUCACAGAUAAGAAACCUGAGUCAAAAUUGGCGAAUCAGGGGGCUCUCGAAAAACUCCAGGCUGCUGUAAAAACCAUGGAGCAGCUCUAUAAAUUUGAAAAAAAUGAAUGGAAAAGGAGGAAUGAGCCCCAUAUCCUGACAGACAGCCAUGUGCUUUCAAUGAUAGCCAGUGAAGAGCAUGGAGGACCUGAGGAGGAUGGAGCGAGAGGGUCCAACAUGGACAAGACAGUCAGAAGAGACUCCUUUCCCAACAAUGACAAGACCCCUCCAGCAGUAGCCUCUGGCACUGACAGCCUGCUGAGGCGAGAGGACAAAGACACCCCCGUGGUCUGUCAGACUCCCAGCAGCCAUGAUGACAUUCUGGUUGCUAGGUCAACGCUAGCCACUAGCACCACAGGGAACAAAAACAUGUUCAGCCUCGGCUCUAGCCUUCAGGCCUCCACAUCAGCAAAGGCCCAGCCAAACGCCAUCAAACAAACACCUUUCAGCACCAAACGCUUCCUCCCAAAGUCCCCAAAAUUGCCGAUGUCCUUACAAGUCAGCCAGACGAAACUAAGUGGAAAUAAAGAAGCUGAAUCAAAGGAUGUAGAGAGGUCCACACAGGAGCUACUGAGCACCUCAGCUGAUAACGAGAACUACCUAACCAUUCCGGUCAAGUCUUACGCCACUAGCAACAAACAAGCCUCAUCUGCUGAUAAAACAUCAGUGUACACAUUUACCACCCAGACACAACCAACCACUCAUUUAGGACACUGGGGAUCUGGCAACAGGGGCUUAGAAGACCCUAACCAGGCCCCUAAACGCUCCAGCAUUGUGAUGGACACACACUUACCAGAUACCCCUUCAGCCACCAUCUACCACUCUUUGCCAUUUGGCAUGUCCACCAAUCAGCCUCAGGUGUACUGCUUCUCUCCGGCAAUCACCCCUGCUCCCACCCUGGACCCCUUCCAGGCCACCCAGAGGAAGAUGCUCCUGGAUCCCACCACUGGAAACUACUACCUGGUGGACACCCCUGUGCAGCCGGCCACCAAGCGCCUCUUUGACCCCGAAACAGGCCAGUAUGUGGACGUGCCCAUGCCGCAACUUCCAAAGACCCCAGUGCCCAUGCCGAUGUCACCUUUGGCCCUCAGUCCAGGAGCAUACGGACACACCUACAUGAUCUACCCAGGCUUCAUGCCAACACCGUCCAUGAUCCCGGCCCGGACGCUGGUGCAGUCACACAUGUCGGUGCAGUCAGAGGCGGAGAGCGGAGAGAAAGGCUUGUCGCAGCAGACUGAGGGGAUGUACAUGGAGAGUCCCUUCUACAUGGCCACUGGCAAGUCUCCCCAGGCGGCCUACGGGGCUCCACAGCAGGCCACCGCCAACAGCCCACUGCAGGGCUUCUCCAGCGUCAAGCAGCCGGUCAUCAGCAUCACCUCCCAGCAGGGCCCCCGGAUCAUAGCGCCGCCCUCGUUUGAUGGGACCACCAUGAGCUUCGUGGUGGAGCACAGAUAAAUGGCAGCUCUCCUGGACAGGGCUGAACCCUGAGUGAUGCUGACUGCUCUGGCCUUCUGUCUCUUCAUUGGUUCUUCCAUUGGCAGGAGGCGGGAGCUGAUGGGUCAGGGCCUGGUAUACAAGGGCUCCUUUAUAUCCUGUCUAAGUGUAUAACGUGUACAAGAUGUGUAUAAAGUAUGUAUUUCUUGAUUUAUAACAUCACAUUGUACAAAUGUAAAGACUCACUGUAGGCCUAUAACCAAUCAGGGUUUAACUUUUUGUUAAUUGUCACAUUAUGUAGUUUUUUGUGAUUUUGUAAUAAGUUACAUUUUACAACCCAUUAUUGCAAAAUAACUUUUAUAAUGAUUAUAGCAUAUUAUCUAUAACAGUUAACAUUUUCUCACCAUGUCUUGUGUGUUGGAUUUUAUGCAGUGUCCCUAUUGCUUUAAAAUGCAUGUCAGCAUAUGUGUUUAUAUAUAUAUUGAUGCAAUGUGUGUGUUGAACCGAUACAAUGGUAGACAUCCUGGAGAUCUCCCAUCAUGCAUUAGCCCUGCAUAUACUGUGAAGCAAAAUAGAAUAAUAGAAUAAUAAUGUAUUACGUUUAGAUCUAACGCGUUAUGCCAAAGGUUUAAUAAGUAUUCCCUGAUCACAUAAACAUAAAACUGGCCAAUCCUUCCUCUGUCUCACUGGAAUGUGAAGACUGGGGUUUUAGGUGGCCGGGUUGGAUCAGUGGGUAGAGUAGGCACACAUAUACUUGGAGGUUUAUACCUCGACGCAGAGGUCCAGGGUUUGAAUCCGACUGUAGACGAUUUCCUGCAUGUCUUCUCACCUAGUUGUCCUGUCAAAUAAAGGCAGAAAAGCCCAAAAAUAAUCUUUAAACAUUUUUUUGUUGUUUUCCAAGCAGCUCUUUAAGGUUAUAAGAGCAGAGCAGCUACAGGAUGAUGUGAGCUGCAGAGCUGCAGACUCUGCGUAUCACUGUUUCUAAGUCAAUCUUUUGACACUGACUUAUUGUUUUGUACUUCAAAUAGUUGAGACUGUGGAUCUGCUGGCCAGUCCAUCCUUUGGUUUUGAAUCAACUGUUUGUUGCUUUACUGUCUUUAUGCUAGGACACCAGAAACAUAACCCAGCAGCAAACAUCCUUUUAUAUUAACUGCAGGAACAAUGAUGUUGUUGUUAUGAAAGAAUACCACCACAUUUUUUGCUGUCGUAUUAAAGUGUUUUAUGCUGAAAGGUAUUGUAUUAUGUUGAAAUGAAUGAUGAUGUUUGCUGCCUUCUGAGCUGCUGAAAUGUUUUCAUUAAAUGUUUUUCAUUUCAAUGUUUUUCCAUCACUGCCCCUACUGCAGUCUAUCAACUUAUUUCACUGUUAGGAGUAGAUUGUACUGUAGAUUGGGAACAAGUCUAAAUUAAAGGGUCAGUCAUAACACAUGUACGAAAACAUUCUGAUUUGCUACUGCUAGACAAAUUUGAUACAAAUUGUAUGGGGGUCAUAUGGCAAAACAAAUGUAUAUGGAAGUCUGUUCUAAUGAAUUGCUUAAAAAAAUUAUUGAUAAACUGAGUGCACAGAUUAGUAAUUAUGUGCAGGUUAGCCAGCCAUUGAAGUAUAACUAACAAUCAACGAGGAAUUGUGACACUAGUUCUAGCUUUGAUUUAGCUUAUACAAUUACUAAAAACUGCACUAAAUGACUUAAAAGCUGUUUCUCUAAUAAAUGAUAAAUACCCACUUUUAUUCUAAACAACAGAUGCACAAGCUGAACUUGUACUUCAAAGUUUCCUCUAAACUACCAAAUGCUCUGUUUGAUUUAGCACUCUGUUUGUACAGUUCAUCAAGCCAUUCAUUUGGUUUACCAAUCUGUGCACACAGAUUUCAUGCAAAUAUUUUCUUCAACCAUAUUACCCCAGACAGGCUCUGUAGAAAGGAGAUGUUGAGUUAUUCAAAAUGAAGUAUAUUUUUUUAAACGAUCCACAGAUUAUACUGUUUUAUCUACUUUAAUGUGUGCUUUUCCAUUUAACCACUUGAAUAAUUUGCCUAACUGGUCCCACUGAUGGGGUUUGGUCUUUUAAAUGAGCAUUUAUUCAGAAAAAUCUUUCAUUGCCGCAUUGUUGGCUUGUUGCAGUACUUUGCAGAUCAUAUUGCAGCCGUUUUUGAAUGUGCAUGGAAAGGGUUCCUCUUUUCCUUCUGUACAAUGGAGGAAAUGUACAGCUUGUUGUUGUAAAUACUUUUUACAGGUCUCGUGGCCUGAUGUUCUGAUGCAUCACUGUUAUUAAAGCCUUGCACAAGGACACUUAAACAGGGUGGGGGUUUGAAGCCAGACCACUCUGCUGCUUUCUGGACAGUAAAUAUUGUGAAGGUAAAAGAAAGUUGACGUGACACAAAGAGAAAAAGUGGGGAAGUUUGGGACUUUUGGAAUGAGGGCACUUUUAUUUGGAAUUAAACGGUGAACACACCGCAGGGAAAGGUGGGUAUAGUUGAAAUGAAACAAUGAAAAUCUUUUCAGAAGUGAAAGUAAUGCUGAAAUGAUGGAAAAUGGUUUAGGAUUGUACUUUUUAUUUGUUUUUGCAAAUGUACAGUGUCAGUUCAAAACUGUGUCACUAAUAUUGCAGCAGAUGUUUCAUCAGAUGCUAUUGUUGAAUUUGUGAACAUGUAGUAAACAUGAAAGCCUUUUGCAGACCUCUCUAUUAUGUUUUUCACUUGUUGAUUGUUGUUAAUAUAUACCCUACAGUAUAAA
This is a messenger RNA of Perca fluviatilis (European perch), 7431 nucleotides long. It is a transcript of the gene c14h4orf54, whose product is annotated as chromosome 14 C4orf54 homolog. The transcript is spliced from 2 exons. The record is from RefSeq and is a predicted model, not a curated record. Bases 107 to 4726 code for a protein of 1539 amino acids. NCBI's taxonomy places the organism in Eukaryota, Metazoa, Chordata, Actinopteri, Perciformes, Percidae.